This is a messenger RNA of Eublepharis macularius, 963 nucleotides long. RefSeq names its product olfactory receptor 52M1-like. Lineage: Eukaryota; Metazoa; Chordata; Lepidosauria; Squamata; Eublepharidae. Gene Ontology annotation, biological process: G protein-coupled receptor signaling pathway. The record is from RefSeq and is a predicted model, not a curated record. Gene Ontology annotation, molecular function: olfactory receptor activity; G protein-coupled receptor activity. Bases 1 to 963 code for a protein of 320 amino acids. Gene Ontology annotation, cellular component: membrane. The transcript has a single exon.
AUGCCCAAGUCCUACAAUGAAUGCUUCAGCCCCUCCACCUUCUUCCUCACGGGCAUCCCACAGCUGGAGGCAGCCCACGUGUGGCUCUCCAUCCCCUUCUGCCUCCUGUACGUCAUCGCCGUUGUGGGAAACGCCACCAUCCUGUUCGUCGUCAAGACCGAGGCCAGCCUCCACGAGCCCAUGUAUCUCUUCCUCUCCAUGCUGGCCGUCAUCGACUUGGUCCUUUCGUCCUCCACCAUGCCCAAGCUGCUCAGCAUCUUCUGGCUGGGCAACGGAGAGAUCGGCUUCCACCUGUGCCUGCUGCAGAUGUUCGUCAUCCACUCCUUCGCCACCAUCGAAUCGGGGAUCUUUCUCGCCAUGGCUUUUGACCGAUACGUUGCCAUUUGUGCCCCGCUGAGACACAAGGCUAUCUUGACGCAUCCCAUAGUAGCCAAGAUGGGGCUGGCAGCCACUGUGCGGGGCUUCCUGUAUAUCUGCCCUCUGCCCCUGCUCAUCAGGCGGUACACGUACUUCCACACCAAUGUCAUUGCGCAUUCCUAUUGCGAACACAUGGCUGUGGCGAUGCUCUCCUGCGAGGACAUUUCCAUCAGUGACCUCUAUGGUAUGAUAAUUGGUUUCUUGGUUCUCAUCAUUGACUCUUUAUGCAUCGGACUGUCCUAUAUCCUUAUCUUCCAGGCAGUGAUGAACUUGGCCACAGCUGAGGCCCGCCUGAAGUCCUUCAGCACAUGCUCAUCUCACAUCUCUGCCAUCUUGGCCUUCUACAUCCCCAUUGCUGUCUCUUCCCUGACUCAUCGCUUUGGCCACAAUGUGGCCCCCCCAGUGCAUAUCCUCCUGGCUAACCUCUACCUCAUCAUUCCACCGGUCUUGAAUCCCAUAGUCUACGCAGUCCGGACCAAAGAGAUCCGAAGGAGGCUGGCAAAGAUGUGGUCUCUGGGCAGAGGGGAAGCCAAAAACCUUGUGUAA